This is a messenger RNA of Branchiostoma belcheri (Belcher's lancelet), 3890 nucleotides long. RefSeq lists its product as uncharacterized. The coding region runs from base 171 to 3890 and encodes 1239 amino acids. Gene Ontology annotation, molecular function: [protein-PII] uridylyltransferase activity; protein binding. The transcript has 5 exons. Lineage: Eukaryota; Metazoa; Chordata; Leptocardii; Amphioxiformes; Branchiostomatidae. The record is from RefSeq and is a predicted model, not a curated record.
GAGCAGGUCGGUUGUUACUCUUACUUCCAGACUAUAAACCAAAGUGACACCACUGUGACAGUGUUCUCUACUGUCUACUUAGCAGCGACGAGGUUAGCACGGCAUUCACAUGACUAAACAGUCUUUGCAGUUUUACCCAUAAACAUCUGAACAUUUGGAAGUACAUCAGUAUGCUCAGCAAACUGCAGAAGUUGGAGCCCAACAUUGAGGCAACAGGCAGCCCAAAGAUGAACACCAAGACGGAAAAGAAAGGAGCAUCUGACGGCACAAACACAGUCAAGGUUGUCCUCUCUAAGGAAGACAUAUCCAGUCAGUACAAUGAUGAACUGAAGAAAGGUGAGGAGGCUGUACAGAAGGGAGACCUGGACUCAGCAGAGAAGCACUUUGCAGCAGCACUCAGGCUUGUACAUGUCAGAGAUCCUAUUGUUCUGCAGUAUGAAAAAGAAGUGCUACCGCUGCACAAGUUGGGCGAUGUCUACUGCAGGCGAGGUCAGCAGACAGGGGAUGGAGGAGACUUUGUCAAGGCGGCAGCACUCUACCAUGCAGCACUGGCCAGGUCAACGGUCCCUGACGAGUCCGUCAGAAAUGCGAUUAAAGAAACAGAAGAGCUGUUUCUUAAACAUGCCUUAAAGAUAGAUAAGAAAGUCAAUUGGCAUGAAACAGAUAAUCACAAGACACAGCUGAAAGAAGUUCGGGAGCAAAUGGAAUCAUCACUUGAUGAGCUUGGUUUCCCAAAUGAUAAUGAUGUAACAGUCAUGGUAGCAUCAAAAUUUUUAGAAAUGAUGUUGUUGACAGGAGUCCCUCCACAAUUUACAAAUGGACAACUUAAGGAAAUUGCAAGAAGACAAAUGCUUGAGCUUGAAGCCAUUUGGGCUGACACAGUAAGGCAGGUGUUUGAGAAAAUUGCUGAAGACAGGAAGACCUUUAUAAAAGAGCUAGUAGAUGAGUGUAUCUCAGUGAUGGGUCCCCCUCCCUGUAAGUAUGCCCUGAUAGGUUUGGGUUCACAGGCCACAGGACUGGUUACUCCAUACUCAGACCUGGAGUUUGCCAUCCUGGUAGAGAAUGAAAGUGAACAAUAUAAGGGUUAUUUGCGUAACCUCAGCCACUAUCUAAAUCUCAAGGUGGUCAACCUGGGAGAAACCAUCCUCCCAGCAUUGGGGAUAAAAAGUCUGAAUGAUUUCUACUCAGACGACCCACUGAAGAACUGGUUCUAUGACUCUGUUACACCACGCGGGUUUGCCUUUGAUGGCUCCAUGCCUAGAGCAAGCAAGACUCCACUGGGCAGGCAGGGCACUUCGACUGAACCACCAAGUGAACUCAUCCGCACACCAACGAACAUGGCUGGAAUCUUACAAAAGGAUGCCAAAGUGUACCUGAAGAAAGGAUAUCACCUUGCUACUGUCUUGAGGAAUGUCUGUCUACUGGCAGGGGAACAGACUUUAGUUGAUGAAUAUGUAGGGAUUGUCAACGAAACACUGAAGGCUGAUGAUGGCACAAUGGCUCAGCAACUAGCAAAGGAGAUGAUCCGAGAGAACUUCGGAAACUUGCAAGACCAACAACCAACUGCAACUCUGUUAGAUGUAAAGAAAGAAAUCUACAGGUUUCCUUCUCUUGCGGUAGACUGUUUGGCACUGAGUUCAAACAUUGUUCCCUCUACCAUUUGGCAGACGAUUGAAGACAUGGAAGCUGAAAGGGUUGUUAGUGCAGAAAACGCUCAUCAACUGAAGGUUCUGGUCAGCAUCUCAGCAGAACUCAGACUGAGGACCUACAUCGCAAAUGGUGGCCAGAAGGAAAACCUGUCAGCCUUGUCGGAAAUGCCAGCAUCACAGCAGAACAGUGAUGAACAAAACAGCAGAUUACAGAAGGUGUUCUACAUUUCAGAUAUAAACCAGCUGCUGAGGUACUACUUCACAGCAAUGCCUUUGAACCACUUCCUCUCAGACGACCCACUUUCCAAGAAGGGCCUGUUGAAAGAAGUAAUACUAUUUGAUAACUCUGCAAGAAUAAAAGGCGAUAUGUACUUCUCUUUGGGCUAUGAUGCAGCAGCUGUCAGAUGCUAUGAAAAUGUAUCAGGGGUGAUAAGAGUCAGAUACCUUUGGAAUUUUGGGUCAGCAUGGCAAAACUUGGGAAAGCAAAAAAAAGCACUUGACUGCUUCAAACAAGCCCUGAAAAUGUCCCGGGAAAUCCAUGCACCAAGUACUGAACAUCCUGAAAUUGCAGUGUCGCUUCUCAGGCUAGGGUGGGCCUAUUAUAAUAUGGCAAAAUAUGGAGAAGCAAUCAGUUACCUAAAGAAAGGACUGGCUAUGUACAGGGAAGUUUAUGGCCAGGACACAGCAAACUCCAUCAUCACUGAGGCACUCAGCCUUCUAGGGUUAUCCUUUGACAGGAUUGGUAACUACCAGGAAGCACUUGACCAUUUGGAAGAAACAUUGAAAGUGAACUUUAAAAUUCAUGGUGACCAGACAGCACAUCGUGAUAUUGCCACAACACAUCACAACAUUGGUCUGGUUUGGAUCAACAAGGGUGAUUAUAAGGAGGCCAUUAGCAAGCUUGAACAGGGCCUGAGGAUGAGGAACACUUUAUUCGGUCAGAAUACAGCCCAUCCUGAUAUCGCUGCUUCCUUGUCUGUAUUGGGUGCAGCCUGGCACGAGAAAGGGGAUCCACGAAAGGCUAUCAACUACAGAGAGUUAGCACUGAAAAUGCACAGGGCAGUCUAUGGUGAGACUGCAAUACAUCCCAAGAUUGCACAAGAACUUGGCAGCCUUGCUGCAUCAUGGAAUUAUUUCAAUCCAAAGCAGGCCGAGAUCUAUGGGCAGCAGGCACAGGGGAUGAGAAAACUCUUGGGUGACGUACAGUUCCAUGAUGCCACUGCUGCUGCACUCAACAACCACGGGUCGUUUUAUUGGGAGCAGGGUGAGAACAGCAAAGCCAUUGCCUACUAUGAAGAAUCGCUGGAGACAUUGAGAAAAGUCUUUGGCGAAAAUACUCCACAUCGAUACAUUGCACUUUCCCUCAAUAACCUGGGGACAGCUUGGAAGAACCUGGGUGAUGCCAGUAAAGCAAUGAGUUCCUUUGAAGAAGCACUGCCAAUGUUCAAAACCAUAUAUAAAGACAAUCCUGCCCAUCCUGACAUUGCAAACAUUCUCAACAACAUGGGGACAGUCUAUAAUGACUUUGGUAAUCACCAAAAGGCACUGAUCUAUAAUGAGGAAUCAGUGGAGAUGUACCAGAGUAUCUUUCUGGGUGAGGCACAUCCUAAGCUUGCUGAUGCACUGAAUAACACGGGAUAUACCUGGCAAUGUUUGGGUGAUUACAGUCAAGCAGUGAACUUCUACAAGCAGGCACUGGAGAUGCAGAAAUAUGUCUAUGGUGAAAACAUGGCAAAUCCCAGAAUUGCCACCACCCUCAGCAACUUGGGAGAAGGCUAUGCUGGCCUGAGAGAUUACCAGAAAGCACUGGAUUUCUAUGAACAGUCACUGCAGAUGUUCCAAACUAUCUAUGACUCAGAUCCAAACAUCGCCUUAACACUUGUAGAGAUGGGGUUUGCCUGGCGUGGACGUGGUAAUUACAAGAAAGUGGUUGAGCACUUUGAACAGGCAUUGGUGUUUUUCCAAACUAUUCAUGGUACAGCACAUCCCGACACUGCCCUCAUGCUUAACUCCCUCGGAACAGCAUGGCGUGGCUUAGGUGAGAACGGAAAGGCUAUCAAAUGCUUUGAAAAGUCCCUGCAGAUGCAAAGAAAUGUGUACGGCCCUAAUGCACAUGAUUUUAGUAUCGCUGACACACUUGGCUGCAUAGCCGUGGCCUGGAAUGCCUUGGGUCAUAAGCGAAAAGCGAGACGGUACUUGAACCAGGCAAAGCAGAUGAAAAACAGACUGGCACGUCAGUAG